Molecule: messenger RNA, 1803 nt
Organism: Hymenoscyphus albidus
Lineage: Eukaryota; Fungi; Ascomycota; Leotiomycetes; Helotiales; Helotiaceae
Source: the annotation of a GenBank genome assembly
AUGCCCACUGUAAACCACGUCCCUGCGCCAAUUCCAGUGAUUGGAUUGGUUUUCAGUGCAAUUCUUGAGGCCGCGACCAUAGUUGUGUUGGUUACUUGUCUAGGUAAGAGCGAUCCGUUGAAGCCUCUUGUGGGGUAUUUAGCAAGAUCACAUCAUAUCAUUGGUUUUCUCGUCCCGAAAACUGACAGGAUUGCAGCGAGGCGGUUGAUUCUACUCAAAGACAGGAAUUGGAGAGAGAUCCCUUUGGUACGGUGGUGUCAGUAUUCUUCCAAUUCUAUUUCCGAUAGGACCUAACUAAUGCUGUAUUAAAGUGAUUUACGUAAUCUACGUCGAUUCUCUUAUAUUCAUCAUCGCUACGACAGUUUUGACUUGGGGCUUUGGUCUCAACCGAGAUCUUACUAUUUGUGCCACGGCAAUUUACCUAUGUCUCAUCUGCUAUAUGUCUUCAAAGGUACUUUCCCUCGAAGAUAUAGGGAUAGGAGGAAUAGUUGCUGAUUCUGUACAACCCAGAUUUUUAUAUAUUAUUUCCUGGUUGAGAAAGUGGUAAGGAGAUACACCAUCAUAAUGCAGAAGGAUGCAAUUUGCUAACGGAAGACAGUUUAUUGUUCGCUCAGUAGCGCGUUCGAGGUUGAAUUCAAAAUUAUACUGCUUCAAUUGCUUUGGAAUGCUUCUGCCAUACGCCGUCAUUGUCAUUUUCAACUUUCUUUAUAAAAUAUCCUACUUCACACCUGGGGGCACAUGUAUUAUCGGCAUGGAAUUUAAGGUCUUGAUGCCCUUGAUAAUUUUCGACGCGGUUAUCAACGUAAGUAUCUUGGAGACGUUGUAAACGAAUCCUGCUAAUGCAUUCUUUCUAGGCUUUCUUAACAGUACUAUUCAUUAUUCCUCUGAGAGGUAAGCCACUUUUCCAUUUCGGCCUUCCUGAGACUCUGUCUAACAUUUGGAAUUAGGAUUACAUUCGUUCAAAACUAGUCACGAUCCAAGACUUCGAAACAUAGCCUUUAGAUCAUUUGUUGGAGCCUGCGGAACCUUGACUUCAAGUGUUGUGAACCUUACCGUUCUAAUGGUUCUUGAAGGACAAGCCGCGUGGGUCUGCCUGAUCUGCUGCAAUUCUGACAGUAUGUCACCCAUAUUGGUAUCCCAUCAUUUAAGUUGCAACCUAAUAUUCAAUAGUUCUCUUCUCGGUUCUGACGAUCCACUGGGUUACCUCCAGAGAUUCUCCGGUAAACUCCUCCCUCGAUCAACACUCAGCGCGUCAAGGCUCUGGGCACCAACUUUCCUCUUUCAAAAGCAAAUUAAAGUCACUGAGGAUGUCUGCCGGGCUCGCCGAGAGUCAGAAGGGCGGGGGUUGGGUUCAUACACCCAACAAGACCACCACCGUAAUUGAAUGCGGACGCACCAGUCCUGGGAGUGAAGAUGAAAGCGACAAAGAGGGGAUAAAAGUAGAAAUCGGACACAGCAUUGUUGUUGAACGGGAUGGAAAAUUGAUGAGCAGACCAGAAACAGCAAUGGAUUCGAACGAUCCCAAGUUAUCACCAAGCGAUAGUCGAUAUGGAAGCUCGUAUAAGAGCAAAUUCACAUUCGAAGAGGCGAGAAGUGAACCCUCAGAGUCGGUAGUCCAGGUCCCAAGUCACAAAAGUACCGAGGGCUUGGUGGAUAAAGACUUCGACUUCAAAUUCCAGUUAUAAUGAAACAAUACUUAUACCAUUUUGUAAAUUGGGCGUUGGGGCGUCUAUCUGGGGGCUUGGGUCGGAGCAAAUAAUACAUGUAUAGUAGGCAUCAGAAAUUCCAAAUAUGAAUUUCUCC